Molecule: messenger RNA, 1210 nt
Organism: Cydia amplana
Lineage: Eukaryota; Metazoa; Arthropoda; Insecta; Lepidoptera; Tortricidae
Product: CLIP domain-containing serine protease B4-like
Exons: 8
Coding region: 36-1127 (363 amino acids)
Biological process (GO): proteolysis
Molecular function (GO): serine-type endopeptidase activity
Source: RefSeq, a predicted model, not a curated record
GAUACUGACACGACACACCGCCAACUUAUAAGAAAAUGCGCGUCAAAGUAACUUUUGUAUGUGUGUUUCUUUGGUUUAUUUGUGAUCGAGUGACCACCGUAGUUAUAAGAAAUAACUGUAGCGAUUGCAUUGGCUACAAAUUAUGUACCGCUGCCGUGGUAGCCACAGACAUGGCUCUGCUCACCCAGCUUCAGAACGCCGACUGCGGGUUAGACGAUGCCAAGCUACGGAAGAUAUGCUGUGCCAAGCUGACAGCUGGAGUGGAAACCGCAAUGGCGAACACCCUUCAUUACCAUCCAAACGUUCUUCUGUUACCGGAUAACUGUGGUAUCGGGGAGGAAGAUGGUUAUGCAGACAGAGUCGCAGGCGGGGUUCCGGUGCUGGGGCUGUACGAGUAUCCAUGGAUGGUCUUCAUAUCCUAUAAAACACCUGAGGGUAUUCAGUUCCUGUGCGCUGGUAGCCUCAUCAAUGAGCGUUACGUGUUGACCGCGGCCCACUGUCUCUCAGGCCUGGACGUGUUCAGUGUGAGGAUACGAGUUUAUGAGGACUUGGACUGCCAGGGAGCUUCGUUCGGAUGUGAAGCUAGUAUACAGGAUAUACUCAUAGAAGAAGCUAUUCCUCAUCCGGGAUUCGGCCGCAAGCCAGUCAUAAGAAAUAACAUCGGACUCCUGAGGCUGGAAAAUCCUGUGAAUCUAUUAUUCAACGACGAUGGCACAAUUUGCUUGCCAGUGACCCGCUCCAUGCGCCACCGCAAUAUAGUCGGGCAGCCAGCUACCGUCGCCCACAGAGAGCACUCGGAGAAAAGCUACGAGUCGGCCACGCUGCUCUAUAUCAACGUGUCCGUACACACUGCCCAGUACUGCCGGGAGCAGUACAGCAGAGUCACAAAACACGGCGAAGGAGAGGACAUGAUUAACAAGAUCUGCUCUAGCGCCAACUACAAGGGUCCCUGUAUAGGGUUCUCAGGAGCCCCUUUAAUGGUGUGGGAUCAAUUUGGGGACCGUAAACGAUUUAUCCAGUAUGGCAUCGUGUCGACCGGAGAAAAUCGGUGCGGCAUUCUUUUCCCUAAAGUGUACACUGACGUCACCAAGUACAUGGUGUGGAUUUUGAACACGAUAAAACCAUAGGUAAAAAGGAUAGCGAGGAAGGAAAUGAAUUAUUUAUAAACACGAUUUUUUUAAUGACUUAAUAAAUGGACUUUAAUAAAUUA